Messenger RNA from Urocitellus parryii (Arctic ground squirrel), 671 nucleotides. It is a transcript of the gene Lsm3, whose product is annotated as LSM3 homolog, U6 small nuclear RNA and mRNA degradation associated. Gene Ontology annotation, molecular function: RNA binding. Lineage: Eukaryota; Metazoa; Chordata; Mammalia; Rodentia; Sciuridae. Gene Ontology annotation, biological process: mRNA splicing, via spliceosome. The record is from RefSeq and is a predicted model, not a curated record.
CUCCGGUCCCGGAGACGCUGGCGUGUUCUCGCGAGAAGCGGGAAAGGGCGCAGGGUUUGAAACAUGGCGGACGACGUGGACCAGCAACAAACCACCAACACCGUAGAGGAGCCGCUGGACCUCAUCAGGCUCAGCCUGGAUGAGCGCAUUUACGUGAAGAUGAGAAAUGAGCGUGAGCUUCGAGGCAGGUUACACGCUUACGAUCAACACUUAAAUAUGAUCCUGGGCGACGUGGAGGAAACCGUGACCACAAUAGAGAUCGAUGAAGAGACGUAUGAAGAGAUCUACAAGUCGACCAAGCGGAACAUUCCGAUGCUGUUUGUCCGGGGAGACGGGGUGGUGCUGGUCGCCCCUCCGUUGAGAGUCGGCUGACACCGAGGGUGGACCCCGAGGAGAAGACAGAGACCGUGGACAGCUGCCCCUUUGAAUGUCCAGGACGUUGACAAGACACUGCUGCUGCGUGUGUCACUAAGAAAUGGCCGCGACUCCUCCACCCCGAAGUGAGUUGGUUUGCAAACAACUUGCAGCCUCUUGAGCUCCGUGCACUGUCCCCCCGAUCCCCCCAGGUGCCCGCGUCUUCUUCAAGGGUCAGUUCCCCCGUUGUCCCUGCACACACGUCCUGAUGGUCUGUUUGGUUUUUUUUAUUAAAUUUGGUGUUUGUUUUGGGUUUC